Molecule: messenger RNA, 2891 nt
Organism: Physcomitrium patens
Lineage: Eukaryota; Viridiplantae; Streptophyta; Bryopsida; Funariales; Funariaceae
Product: putative methyltransferase PMT23
Cellular component (GO): cytoplasm; endosome; trans-Golgi network
Molecular function (GO): methyltransferase activity
Source: RefSeq, a predicted model, not a curated record
GAGACGAGGACGCCGAAGCGACCGUCUCGUGCCCCCACGCAUGGCCGUAGCUUUCAUGGGCUCUUGAGACCCGCCCCGAAUCGAGAUCGCCAUUCCUUCUUCGAGCAUCGUCGCCAUGGUGGCUCAGAUCUGAGUUACUUUACACUGGCGCUGAGUUGGGUCCCGUUUUUGUUUUGCUUCUUCCUGCGAGCUUGAGGUAAAAAACGUGCGAGUGUUGUUCCAAUGAAUUUUACAUUGACUUCUCAAUAAAGGAUUCAGUACAGUUCAACCGUCAACUCCGUUAACAGUGGCAGGAAGGACAUUGUAGAACCUAAUGGCACUGCCGAGGAAUUCCCGGCAGGGGUCGCAGGGCCCCUCAGUUACGCUUAUCAUCACGGGCUCGGCAGUGAUUGGGUUCCUCUUGAUUGCCGUCUGGGUUUUAAGUGCCCCAGCUGCCAUUCCCGAGGGCGGAACGUCCCUCAACACGGACAACAGUAGGAAGCCCACAGAGGAGUUUGACACCACCCCAGAGACAACCUCCGAGACUACCCCAACAGAAGAUGAAGCGGACGCUACCAAGUCUCCUGUAGUGGACGAUUCCGAGCCUUCUUCGACGACUGAGACGGCGACCCCCACUGUGGAUGAGCCCGAGCCGACCCCAACUGAGGAGAGGUCUGAGCCAACGCCACCCGUGGGGAAGUCUGAGCCAACCCCAACGGAGGUGAAGAAAUCACUAGGGGCAGGCGAUGGGAACCUUCCAGAUGAUAUUACAUCGGGCACUGAAGCUGAACUGACAACUGAGACUCAGGUGACGAACUCGACGAAUUUCGGGACUCAGGUGGAGGAGUCGAAGGACGAGAAGACGUUACAAGAGGGAGGGGAUAAGUCAGAAUCCACCACCCCCGCAGAGUCGACUCCAGCUUUGAAAGAAACUGUGUCGGAAGAUAUUCCAGACUGGAAAUUGUGUAACUUCGAAGGUGCUCAGGAUUAUAUUCCUUGCCUUGACAACCAGAAGGCCAUCAAACAACUUCCUACUACUGCGCAUUAUGAGCACAGGGAGCGUCAUUGUCCAUCUGAAGAAGAGCUUCCCAAAUGUCUCCUCCCUCUGCCCUUAAACUACAAAGUUCCAAUCAAGUGGCCCGAGAGCAGGGAUGCGGUCUGGUUCAGCAAUGUUCCACACACAGAACUGGCUUCAUACAAAUCCGAUCAGAACUGGGUGAAGUUAUCCGACAACAAACAGAAGCUUAUAUUCCCAGGUGGUGGUACUCAAUUUAAGACAGAACAUGGAGCAGCGCAUUACAUAGAAUAUAUCCAGAAGAUUGUCCCUGAAAUAUCCUGGGGAAAACACAUCCGAACUCUUCUGGACGUUGGCUGUGGCGUUGCCAGCUUUGGAGGGUACUUGUUUGAUAAGGACGUGCUCGCAAUGUCAUUGGCCCCAAAGGAUGAACAUGAAGCUCAGAUCCAAUUUGCAUUGGAGAGAGGCAUUCCGGCUAUUAAUAGUGUGAUGGGCACCCAGCGCCUCGUCUUUCCCAGUCAUGUGUACGAUGUUGUACAUUGUGCUAGGUGCCGUGUUCCUUGGGAGAAAGAAGGUGGAAUGCUUAUGCUCGAGUUGAACCGCCUUUUAAGACCAGGAGGUUUCUUCGUGUGGUCUGCAACACCUGUAUAUUGGGAUAAUGAAGAAGAUGUGCAAAUCUGGAAGGAUGUAUCCGGUCUCCUUAAAAGAAUGCAAUGGAAGAUGAUAACAAGAUCAAUUGACCCAGACACCAAAGUUGGAGUUGCCAUAUUUCAGAAACCAACAGACAAUGCCCUUUAUGACUCUCGUGGGGAUACAACUCCACCAAUGUGUGCUGCUGCGGACAAUCCAGAUGCUGCUUGGUAUGUACCAAUGAAGGCGUGCAUGCACAGGAUUCCCGUUGGAAAAGGCUCUCGAGCAGCUAGUUGGCCAGUAGAAUGGCCGCUUCGUGUGGACGCUACACCAGCCUGGUUGAGUUCUACUGAAAAGGGAAUCUUUGGAAAGCCACAAGUUGAGGACUUCGAAGCAGACGCUAAGCACUGGAAGCGUGUGGUGGAGAAAUCAUACAUGAAAGGAUUAGGCAUUGACUGGAAUUCUAUUCGGAAGGUUAUGGAUAUGAAGGCUGGAUAUGGAGGGUUUGCUGCGGCACUUGUUAGUUACCCACUGUGGGUAAUGAACAUCAUCCCAAUUACAGAGCCGGACACAUUGCCCAUCAUAUUCGACCGUGGAUUGAUAGGAAUGUACCACGACUGGUGCGAGCCACACAGCACUUACCCUCGCUCAUACGACCUGAUGCACUCGGAUCGCUUGCUGAGCUCACUCUCAGAGAGAUGCAAGACUGUGAACAUACUUAUGGAGAUGGAUCGUAUCUUGAGGCCAGAUGGAUGGGCCAUUUUCCGUGACACUGCCGAGAUCAUGACCAAAGUAGAAGCAAUCGUAAAGUCGUUGCAUUGGGAUAUUGUCCUCAAUUCUUCAGAGGAAGGUUCCACACUCUUGGUUGCACAGAAGAAGUUCUGGCGGCCUGAGUCUACUCUGUAAUUGCCCAUGAGAUGCGAAAUCUGUCAAUCACUAAAUUUGAAAUCUGCCGGACAUUGUUAACGUAGUUUUCGUUUGCUUGUUGUACUCAGGCUGGUUGACAAUUCAACUGCAACAUACUUUAUCAUGUGGUAGUUCGAUUUCGGUAGUGAAGCGGUUGGAAAUAGGCAUGAGGUGAGACAAUGAGCGAGUUAAUUGAUCGACCGUAGUUGGAAACAAAGAGAUAGACAAUGUUAUUUGACUUGUAGAUACACUUCAUGCAUCUGCAUGAUGAAUAUGGUGUUGCACCUGGUGCAAUUGUAGGUGCUAUUGCGGAUUUUAAGCGUUUUUUUUAUUUUUUUAAUUGCCUUACAUUCUUUCUCUU